This is a messenger RNA of Telopea speciosissima, 841 nucleotides long. RefSeq lists its product as uncharacterized. The transcript is spliced from 3 exons. The record is from RefSeq and is a predicted model, not a curated record. The annotation marks the transcript as partial. NCBI's taxonomy places the organism in Eukaryota, Viridiplantae, Streptophyta, Magnoliopsida, Proteales, Proteaceae.
AUGGAUGACUUGAACAAUUUUUUUAAUGACUCUGGGCUGAUUGACUUGAAGUGGAAAGGGGAAGCUAUGACCUGGAAUAAUAGACAAAGUGGUGAUACUCGAAUCUGCUGUAAGCUAGAUAGGGUGAUGUUGAAUCUGGCUUGGAUGGAUGUGUUCAGAUCUUCAGAAGCUACCUUCCACCCUCCUGGUCUCUCUGACCAUUCUCCAAUGGUGGUGGCUGUGUUAGAUGAGACUAACUUUGGCCCUAAACCUUUUAGGUUUUUUGAAGCUUGGAUUGGUAGAGAAGGGUUUGAUGAUUUGGUGCGGAAGGGAUGGGAGCAGCCUGCUGCGGAGACUGAACUGUACCAGACCCAAUGCAAUCUUGGUGAGCACCCUGAUGACCCAAAUUUGGUUCUUUUGGAGACACAAGCAAAGGUGAAGUUAUGGGAAGCCUUGGCUACUGAGGAAAAAUUUUUAAAGGAGAAGUCUAGGGUGAAGCAUAUUCAGCUGGGGGAUGGUAAUAAUAGUUUCUUCCACAAAUCUAUGAUUUGUAGGCAGCAUAGGAAACAUAUUCUGGAGAUUCAAGGGGAAGGAGGAAACAUUGUCAAGGACCCUAGCCAAAUCAAAGGAGAGGCUGUCUCUUUCUACAAGAAGUUGUUUGGGGCUGAUUCAGUUGAUAAUGGUUGUAUGCCCAGUUCGGUUCCCUUGCAGCAUGGUCCGGAUGGGUUUGGGGCUGCGUUCUUCAAACAUUCUUGGGAUGUGGUUGGUGAAGAUUUGACUUUGGCAGUGAAGUGGUUCUUCAGCAAGACUAGUCUUCCUAGUUCGAUCAAUGCUACAUUUAUUAGCCUUAUUCCUAAGACGG